GGUUGCCAGGCAUUCGGACGGGCGCCGAAAUUCCUGCGGGGCCCGGAAACUUUCUGAGCAGUAAGAGCUGGGUCUGUGGAUAUCAAGAAAGAAGGCCGUUUGAACAGUAAGGAAUGAAGUCGCGGUUGGCAGCUUAUUAAGAGGUGGAAACCAUUUGAUUUUGUACUUGUGAAACAGAAGGAGAGGAGGCGGGUUGCAAACGAGGCGAUAUAAAGGAGUCGCUAUGGAGGACAGCAUUCGCCUGGUAUCUGCGGGAGAUGACAUAAAGAUCUGGAACUCCUCGUCAAUGACUGUGGUGGAUCAAUUCAGCCCUCACACCCCAAGUCAGACUGUUUCUAGAGUUUGUUGGAGCAGCAAUAAUCAUUUUCUGGUCAGUGCCUCUGGAACUGGAGAUAAAAUCGUAGUGUCAAGCUGCAAAUCUUCCCCAGUUCCCAUUCUGGAACUUGCAGAAGGGAAAAAGCAAACCUGUAUAAACUUGAACUCUACAUCCCAGUUCAUUGUUAGUGGUGGUCUGGAUAGCUGUGUCAAUGUCUGGGAUCUAAAGUUAAAGAAACUGUACCGAUCCCUUAAGGAUCAUAAGGAUGUAGUUACUUGCGUAUCAUUUAAUAGUAAUGAUUCCUACAUUGCCUCUGGUUCUGCAAGUGGAGAGAUAAUUCUUCACAGCAUUACUACCAAUCUCUCCAGCACUCCGUUUGGGUUUGGAAGUUCCCAGCCAAUCCAGGACCUGAAGUACUCUUACAUUAAGAAGUCUUUAAUGGGCAGCGUGUCUGACAGUGGUACUGUUGUCCUUUGGGAUGCUAAUACUCAGAAAUCUCUCCAUAGCUUUGAAAAUGCCCACAAGGCUCCAGCCUGUGGACUCUGCUUCUCACCUGCUAAUGAGCUACUCUUUGUUACUGUUGGCUUGGAUAAAAAAAUAAUUUGCUAUGACUCCUCCAGUAAGAUUCUUCUGCGCAGUCUGGUUGCUGAAUCUCCCCUCACAGCUAUUGACUUUAUGCCUGAUGGUGCCGCACUAGCAGUGGGUUCAUCUCGAGGAAAGGUGUAUCUUUAUGACUUAAGGAUGUUAACAUCUCCUGUUAAGGCGGUAACCGCUCACAAGACUUCAGUACAGUGUGUUAAGUUCCAGAAUGCACUAUCCCACAUCAAGUCAAGCAGUAAAGCUUCAGUUAGUAAGUCCUCGAGCUCCUUGUCAGCUGCCACCAGCAGGAGGGCAGCAGUAAAGACUGGUAAUCCAGUUGCAAACAACCUCAUGUCAUCUGUGGGACGAGAUGUACAGCAAAAGUCAACUGCAACUCUUGAGCAGAACAGUGGACCAGUGGCUGUGGAAAAAGUGGAUGGAAGACCUGAUGGCAGAGGAAUACCUAACAGCACCAGUUUGGAUGUGUUCCCGUCAAAAGAAACUGACAGCAUUAAGGGAACUGAUGGGCUUCCUAGUCUUGACAAAUUUGACUCAGUUGGCCGAAAUAGCCUUAGUGAUGUGUUCUCCCCUAUACGAGAUGAUUAUAGUUUUCAAAAGUCAAGCGCUGAUCUUGCUAAAGGAGAUGUGAUGGAUUUUAUGUCACAUUUUUCGGGUAACCUGACAUCUCAUAAGAUUCCUACUAGUGGCUUACAGACCUCCAACACUCUUCUCUCAUUUGGUGAAUCACCCCUGAAAGCAGAAGAUGCAGACAGCGACAGUCUUAAAGUAGGACAGGCAACAGUUGGAAGCCAUGACACACAGUCUUUGAUCAAGGUGAAUCGUGCCUUAUCUGAAUCAGCCAAUUCAAGUGGUUGUGGUAACACAAGCACACCUGUGAUGUCAUCCAUAAAAACUCUUGAACCAAAUGAGAGGCUAGGAAAAGAUUUACAAACAAAGCUGCUGUAUGACUCUCCAGUAAGUGGAGCUCCUUGUGGUGGAUCAGUCUUGUCUCCAGAACCCAUAUUGUCUGCUGCUCUAACAGAAGGUGUAGCCUCUUCAUUAUCUGAAAAGAUAGCAGGAACUAUUAACAACAAUGGAAGUGGUCCUCCUCUGUCCUCAAUUCAGAUUCACUUUAUCCGAAAAAUGAUCCAGGAAACGUUGGAAGACUUCAGGGAAGCCUGCCACAAAGACAUUGUCAACCUGCAGGUGGAGAUGAUAAGGCAGUUCUACAUUCAGUUGAAUGAAAUACACUGUCUCAUUGAAAAAUAUUCAGUUAAUGACACUCUAGUUGCUGAAAUUGAGAAGCUGAAGGAGGAAAACAAAAGGCUGAGGGCAAAUUUUUGAAAAUGAAUACAUUGAGUGACUUGAGAUACAGAGCAGGACUCUACCUGCUUCCCAACAUGGUCCUAGAAGAGGCCCUGCCAAGCAAGUCCUGCCUCCUGAAACUUUACCCUUCAAAGUGGCGAGAAGGAAAAGGCAGAAAUUCAAGCAGGAAGAGAGACAGGGUUUGCUCUGUUUACUAAUCUUCCUUGUCUAUUGAUAGGCUGAACUUUCUAACUUGUGUGCUACAGCCUGUGCCUUGUUUUAAUGGUUCUGGUUAAUACAGUGAGCCUUCUAUGCAAGGGUGUUUAAUAACUUAAUCUCACCCAUAUUUGUCUAUGUGAAAGAGGGUGAUUUUUUUUUUUGCAUUUGUAAAUGUUUGCAUUAUCUUUUAAAUGUGUCUCCUGAAACUAUUAACCAAUGGUUGCACUCUCUGGAGAGACUAAGGUUGUGCCCUUUCUACCUCUUUUAUACCCAGACUUUCCCGCUCUUCCCAUUAAAUACCUCUUGUGAGUCUGAAGAAAGUGUCCUUACUUUGCCAUGACAAUAUAGGCUGUUCUGGUCCAAUGAUUUUCUUAUCUUCUAGCAUUCUUGCAGAGAUUUUUGAUAAGAGUCUUCAUAUCUUCUGGAUUUUUUCCCUGGAGCAGAUAGGGUUAAUGUAAAAUGUGUUGCCUUGUUUUGAGACAAAAUAACGUGUUUAUCUUCCAAAGUUAACUAUCACUUGCAUAAGCUAUCUAAUGUUUUCACUUUUUGCUCCUGUGGAUUUCAGUGAGCUGACAGAUCUCAUUCACUUAAUGUGGACUUUGAAAGACUAGAUGCUUGCUGCUUUUCUUUUGUAUUUGCAUUAUGAAUGUGUACAAUACAAGGAGGUGCCCCAUGUGUCACAUUACAGAGUUGUAUGACUACUCAGUUGUUAUUUUCCAGAAUUUAAUGAGCCAGUUAGAGUAUUGGCAAGUUGAAGCCCAGCUCAUGGCUUUUUGAACCCUGCUCCACCAAGAACUAGUGAUAAUGAUAGCAAGGUGAAAUAGAACUAUCAGUGAUGCCAUGGAGAAGCAAGACAAAUUUGGAGCACAUCAACAUUACAAAGAUGUAUUUUAAAGUGUUUUUUUUUUUUUAUAAUAUUGCCAACCUCAUUUUCUAGGAAUUCCAGAAUUGACCAUAUGUAAUUGCUUUUUAGCAAAUAAAUUUGUAAUAAUUCUCCAUACCCGUUUACACACCAGGAAAAAUUGUUCUCAUAAAAUUUGGGGUAUAUCCAUCUGAGCAGAACAACUUUCCUUGAGUUUCAACCAGACUUAUCUGCUGAGUGCGUUGAGUUUAAAUAUUGCUGAAUCUCUUGUUUUUAGGAUAGGCUGCAAAGUCAGUCUACAUCAAGCAGCCAUUGCUGCAACUUAAGUUUUAUAAAACCUCCUGUUUGUUGCUCUUGGGAAUUGUUUUAAUAGUGAAGUGUUUCUUAAAAAUGUGUAAGGGGAAAAUGUUUAUCCCUACCCAAAUUAUACUCUUGCUCUCAGGCAAUUUUGUUUCCCAAUAUUUCCUAGAUGUUAUUGUGUAAUCUUUUGGUAAAAAAAGUAAACAGGCCUUUGGAAAGAUGCACACAUUAUUUUACAAUAGUCCAAAGACUGUGGUAGAUAUGGUAACCAAAGCACAAUGUUCCCUAGCAUGCAGACUGUUUACGGAGGAGAUUAGAUCUUUUUAUUUGUGGUGGGCUCAUCUCAUGGCAUAUAGUAUUCUUGCAAUAAUUUCAUUAAAAAUAAGCAAUAAAAUAUAAGAGUGAAUUUGCUAAUCAUUUUAAAGUAGCUUUACAUUCAUUCUCUUAAUGAACUGUAAUAUUGAUCAUUUAUGAUUUUACCAGUAAUCAGCGACUUUGAGAUAUGUCAGCAUUAUUUGUUCAUUGUAAUUAAUGUUGCAGGCUUGUGUUUACUACCAGAUAAGUAUUUAUUUUCCAUUUUUUAAUUAGAGAGUAAAAUAUCUUUAGCGAUUUAUUCUUGUUUAUAUGGCUUGUGUUUUUGGGUAUGAAUACUUUUCUUUUCAGAAUGUGAGUAUAAACCUGUACAGAGACCUGUCUUCCAUUAUAAAAUUCAGACCACCCAAAACCAAUUUCUUUCUUAAAUUGUCCCAUUAGAAAUUGUGAGACUCAAAAAAAAAAUGUCCAAAAAAUCUUAGUACACUGCAAUCCUACCCAUAUAUUUAAUGUGUUAGGAUGUAAAAAAUGGUUUUGUUUAUUGAAGCCAACAACUCAAUUCAGUUUACAUGGAAGUGUCAGUAAAAAUGUAAAACCUCGGGCUUUUCUCAACUCUUCCCCAUCUUUUCCAUUAGGUAGACAUUGUUUGAAUUCAGACAUAUUAUUUAUAAGAUGUAAAUAGCAAUAAAAUGGUAUUACUAUGAUUGGAAUCAUUUACUUUAGCACUUACAAAGGCAGACAUCAGUGUAAAUUUUAGAAUUACAUGGCAUACAUGCUUCUCCAUUUUGAAAUUUUUGAUUUCUACAAGGUAAAAACCGUUUAUAUGAAUAAGAAGAAAAACUUACCAGUCAGCUGGAGAAACUGCCUAUCUAUUUAUGAUUACCAUGAUUCGUAAAAAGUUAUUUAUGCCCCAAAGGUUAUCAUUUUUUUUACUCGACCUCACCCAAAAUGAAGUACUGUACAAUCUCCAUGCUUAGAUUUCUAGAGAGCACAGCAGUUGUUUAAUGAACUGUUGCAGGGAUUUUUCUAUAUCAAACCAGUUAUGCCUUGUUUUAGAGAUGAAGCGAGUUGUAAUACAAUUUUUAAAGUGUGUAUACAUUUGUAAAGAAAUAAAUAAAAAUGUAAAACAAGAACA
This is a messenger RNA of Erpetoichthys calabaricus (reedfish), 5028 nucleotides long. It is a transcript of the gene nedd1, whose product is annotated as NEDD1 gamma-tubulin ring complex targeting factor. NCBI's taxonomy places the organism in Eukaryota, Metazoa, Chordata, Cladistia, Polypteriformes, Polypteridae. Gene Ontology annotation, molecular function: gamma-tubulin binding. The transcript has 15 exons. Gene Ontology annotation, cellular component: pericentriolar material; ciliary basal body; spindle pole. Bases 224 to 2239 code for a protein of 671 amino acids. The record is from RefSeq and is a predicted model, not a curated record. Gene Ontology annotation, biological process: mitotic cell cycle; microtubule nucleation.